This is a messenger RNA of Callithrix jacchus (white-tufted-ear marmoset), 6404 nucleotides long. RefSeq names its product protein tyrosine phosphatase receptor type O (gene PTPRO). Gene Ontology annotation, molecular function: cadherin binding; protein tyrosine phosphatase activity; Wnt-protein binding. Gene Ontology annotation, biological process: axon guidance; negative regulation of canonical Wnt signaling pathway; peptidyl-tyrosine dephosphorylation involved in inactivation of protein kinase activity. NCBI's taxonomy places the organism in Eukaryota, Metazoa, Chordata, Mammalia, Primates, Cebidae. The record is from RefSeq and is a predicted model, not a curated record. Gene Ontology annotation, cellular component: plasma membrane; GABA-ergic synapse; glutamatergic synapse.
UCGGGAGACUCAGAGACUGUGGGAAGUGUUGAGGCGGAGUCUGCAGUGGGGUCUGUCCAGCAGUGGCAGGCAGCGGAGGGUUGGGAGGCUGCUGUCAUUUCAUGGGUAGGCAGUCAGAGUGAGAGUGUCCCUGCUGCUAGAGGACCACGGCGGGCUGGGCGCGGGGGCCCCCGCCUCUCGCUCACCACGCGUACCCCGCGCCUCCUCCGGCAGCCACGGUGGUGGCGGCGGCAGAGCCUCGCCCACUCCAAUCCCCACCCUCUUCAUCCUUAGUCAUUAAAGAACAGCGGCGCCUGGCACGUUCUCGGAGGACCCCGGGCGCAGAGGAGGAAAGGGAGCAGGCGCAGGGGGACUGGAACGGCGGCAUGCGCCCGCCAGGAGCAAGCUCGGCGCCCACGGUCUGAGGCUGCAGCCCCAGUUCGCCAUUGUGAGCCGCCGCCGGGGGAGUCCGCUAGCGCAGCCGUGCCCCGGGGUCCCCGUCCGCGCAGCGAUGGGGCACCUGCCCACGGGGAUACACGGCGGCCUCCGCCUCCUGCCUCUGCUCUGGUUCUUUGUGCUGUUCAAGCAUGCUACAGCUUUCCAUGUAACUGUCCGAGAUGAUAAUAACAUCGUUGUCUCAUUAGAAGCUUCGGACGUCAUCAGUCCAGCAUCUGUGUAUGUUGUGAAGAUAACUGGUGAAUCCAAAAAUUAUUUCUUCGAAUUUGAGGAAUUCAACAGCACUUUGCCUCCUCCUGUUGUUUUUAAGGCCAGUUAUCAUGGCCUUUAUUAUAUAAUCACUCUGGUAGUGGUAAAUGGAAAUGUGGUGACCAAGCCAUCCAGAUCAAUCACUGUGUUAACAAAACCUCUACCUGUAACCAGUGUUUCAAUAUAUGACUAUAAACCUUCUCCUGAAACAGGAGUCCUAUUUGAAAUUCAUUACCCAGAAAAAUAUAAUGUUUUCACAAGAGUGAACAUUAGCUACUGGGAAGGUAAAGACUUCCGGACAAUGCUGUAUAAAGACUUCUUUAAGGGAAAAACAGUAUUUAAUCACUGGCUGCCAGGAAUCUGUUAUAGUAAUAUCACCUUUCAGCUGGUAUCUGAAGCAACUUUUAAUAAAAGUACCCUUGUUGAGUACAGUGGUGUCAGUCAUGAACCCAAACAGCACAGAACUGCCCCUUAUCCACCUCAAAAUAUUUCUGUUCGUAUCGUAAACUUGAACAAAAACAGCUGGGAAGAACAGAGUGGGAAUUUCCCAGAGGAAUCCUUCAUGAGAUCGCAAGACACAACAGAAAAAGAAAAACUCUUCCAUUUCACAGAAGAAACCCCUGAAAUUCCCUCCGGCAACAAUUCUUCCGGUUGGCCUGAUUUUAACAGCCGUGACUAUGAAACUACAUCCCAGCCCUAUUGGUGGGACAGUGCAUCUGCAGCUCCUGAAAGUGAAGAUGAAUUUGUCAGUGUACUUCCCAUGGAAUACGAAAAUAACAGUACGCUCAGUGAGACAGAGAAGUCAACGUCGGGCUCUUUCUCCUUUUUCCCUGUGCAUAUGAUAUUGACCUGGUUACCACCCAAACCACCCACUGCUUUUGAUGGGUUCCAUAUCCGUAUUGAACGAGAAGAGAACUUUACUGAAUAUUUGACAGUGGAUGAAGAAGCACAUGAAUUUGUUGCAGAACUGAAGGAACCUGGGAAAUAUAAGUUAUCUGUGGCAACCUUUAGUUCCUCAGGAUCUUGUGAAACUCGAAAAAGUCAGUCAGCAAAAUCACUCAGCUUUUAUAUCAGUCCUUCAGGAGAGUGGAUCGAAGAACUGACUGAGAAGCCCCAGCACGUGAGUGUCCACGUUUUAAGCUCAACCACUGCCUUGAUGUCCUGGACAUCUUCCCAAGAAAACUACAACAGCACCAUUGUGUCUGUGGUGUCGCUGACCUGCCAGAAGCAAAAGGAGAGCCAGAGGCUUGAAAAGCAGUACUGCACUCAGGUGAACUCAAGCAAACCUAUUAUUGAAAAUCUGGUUCCUGGUGCCCAAUACCAGGUUGUAAUAUACCUAAGGAAAGGCCCUUUGGUUGGACCACCUUCAGAUCCUGUGACGUUUGCUAUUGUUCCCACUGGAAUAAAGGAUUUAAUGCUCUAUCCCUUGGGACCUACGGCAGUGGUUCUGAGCUGGACCAGACCUUAUUUAGGCGUGUUCAGAAAAUAUGUGGUUGAAAUGUUUUAUUUCAACCCUGCUACGAUGACAUCAGAGUGGACAACCUACUAUGAAAUAGCAGCAACUGUCUCCUUAACUGCAUCCGUGAGAGUAGCUAAUCUGCUGCCAGCAUGGUACUACAACUUCCGGGUUACCAUGGUGACAUGGGGAGAUCCAGAAUUGAGCUGCUGUGACAGCUCCACCAUCAGCUUCAUAACAGCCCCAGUGGCUCCAGAAAUCACUUCUGUGGAAUAUUUCAACAGUCUGUUAUAUAUCAGUUGGACAUAUGGGGAUGACACAACAGACCUGUCCCAUUCUAGAAUGCUCCACUGGAUGGUUGUUGCAGAAGGAAAAAAGAAAAUUAAAAAGAGUGUCACACGCAAUGUCAUGACUGCAAUUCUCAGCUUACCUCCAGGAGACAUCUACAACCUCUCAGUCACUGCUUGUACUGAAAGAGGAAGUAAUACCUCCAUGCUCCACCUGGUCAAGCUAGAACCAGCUCCACCCAAAUCACUCUUCGCAGUGAACAAAACCCAGACUUCGGUGACUUUGCUGUGGGUGGAAGAGGGAGUAGCUGAUUUCUUUGAAGUUUUCUGUCAACAAGUUGGCUCCAGUCAGAAAACCAAACUUCAGGAACCAGUUGCUGUUUCUUCUCAUGUUGUGACAAUCUCCAGCCUUCUUCCUGCCACUGCCUACAAUUGCAGUGUCACCAGCUUUAGUCACGACAGCCCCAGUGUCCCUACGUUCAUAGCCGUCUCAACAAUGGUUACAGAGAUGAACCCCAAUGUGGUAGUGAUCUCCGUGCUGGCCAUCCUUAGCACACUUUUAAUUGGACUGUUGCUUGUUACCCUCAUUAUUCUUAGGAAAAAGCAUCUGCAGAUGGCUAGGGAGUGUGGAGCAGGUACAUUUGUCAAUUUUGCAUCUUUAGAGAGGGAUGGAAAACUUCCAUACAACUGGCGUAGGAGUAUAUUUGCUUUCUUAACCCUGCUACCUUCAUGUCUUUGGACUGAUUAUCUUUUGGCAUUUUAUAUUAAUCCUUGGAGUAAAAAUGGCUUAAAGAAGAGGAAACUGACAAACCCGGUUCAACUGGAUGACUUUGAUGCCUACAUUAAGGAUAUGGCCAAAGACUCUGACUAUAAAUUUUCCCUUCAGUUUGAGGAGUUGAAAUUGAUUGGACUGGAUAUCCCACACUUUGCCGCAGAUCUUCCACUGAAUCGAUGUAAAAACCGUUACACAAACAUCCUACCAUAUGACUUCAGCCGCGUGAGAUUAAUCUCCAUGAACGAAGAGGAAGGUGCAGAUUACAUCAAUGCCAACUACAUUCCUGGAUACAACUCACCCCAGGAGUAUAUUGCCACCCAGGGGCCGCUGCCUGAAACCAGAAAUGACUUCUGGAACAUGGUCCAGCAACAGAAGUCUCAGAUUAUUGUCAUGCUCACCCAGUGUAACGAGAAAAGGAGGGUGAAAUGUGACCAUUACUGGCCAUUCACAGAAGAACCUAUAGCUUACGGAGACAUCACCGUGGAGAUGAUUUCAGAGGAAGAGCGGGACGACUGGGCCUGUAGACACUUCCGGAUCAACUAUGCUGACGAGAUGCAGGAUGUGAUGCAUUUCAACUACACCGCAUGGCCUGAUCACGGUGUGCCCACAGCAAAUGCUGCAGAGAGUAUCCUGCAGUUUGUACACAUGGUCCGACAGCAAGCUACCAAGAGCAAAGGUCCCAUGAUCAUUCACUGCAGUGCUGGAGUGGGACGGACGGGGACAUUCAUUGCCCUGGACAGGCUCAUGCAGCACAUUCGGGAUCACGAGUUUGUCGACAUCUUAGGGCUGGUGUCAGAAAUGAGGUCGUACCGGAUGUCUAUGGUACAGACAGAGGAGCAGUACAUCUUUAUCCAUCAGUGUGUGCAGCUGAUGUGGAUGAAGAAGAAGCAGCACUUCUGCAUCAGCGACGUCAUAUAUGAGAAUGUUAGCAAGUCCUAGUUCAGCAUCUGGAGCUGAGCGGACACGAUGUGCACCCAUCCUCCCUUGCUUCCAGAUUGUUUUGGGGGCCCCUGAUAGUCAUUUUGCUAAAAAGAGGCCCUGCUUUGUAAUAUGUGGCCAAGGAGAUAAUUUAUCUCACAGAAGCACCGGGAAGACUUAGCCUUAAAGAGCCUAUAGUGUCUUUUUGGACUCUUUCACUUCGGGACAUUUAAUAAUGGACCAAAUUCAAUAGAACACCAAGAAGGUCAAGACGCUCUCCAAAGGGCAGGAAGGACUGCACUUCUGAGUUUAGCUGGCCCUUUGCUGGUUGGGCUGAGAUUUUUGUUUUUAGGUGUUUAAGUGCAAUAAUUUCUGUAUGUGUGUGAUUCUUAUCAGAAAGUUGAACUGUUUUCUGCCCACACCGUUCAUCAGCCCCAUCAUCAGCCCCAUAACCCAGGAAGGAACAGGCAUUGUUAGCAUCAGAUUAUACCUCAUUAUUAAAAGGAGUCAUGGCCACGCAUGAAGAAACGGUCAUUCUACUUCAAGGAGACUGAAGCAGUGCAAUCUGUACUCCAGCGUCACCAGAUCUGAACUGGGGAGGGUGGACAGGGAAGAGAGGCUUUCUACCCACAGAUCAACUGUGUCAUCUUUUCCUAUUCCAAAUAUGGAAAGCUAUCAUUCAACUUCUAAGUAGAGUAGAAAAAAAUUGUCUUAACUGUUCUGGUUCUUGACGGUUUCCUUCCUUAUUAACAGUUGGGUGUUUCUUCCUUGGCCCUUUGGACUAAUGUUACUGUCCAAGUCGUUUUUCAAGAAACCACAUCUGGUUCAGAAGAGUGUCGAGUCGGACUCUAAACUCCGUGCUGUCUGAGCAAUCUUGCUGCCUAGACUUUGCACUCCUUGUUCUGUUGACCUGCAUACACAUGAGAGCUGUUUCUUUAAGAACUCUGGGCUGUGAAAACGCACUUUCUUUCCCGCAAAGAGCUGGGAAUUUAUGAAGUUAUGGCAGUGAACUGCAGCAUGCUGGGACAAUUAUUUGACUACAUUUUCUUUGUAAUAUUGUCAAGUGUCUCUACGGAUUCUGACAGAGAUUUCUCUUUGUUUUGUUACCCUUUCGGUUGUCAGCUUCAUUUUAACGAGUGUAACUAGUAACAUUUUAUUCUUUGGAUUUUCUAUAAUUGCAGUACAUGAUUGUGUAUUGUGACAUGAAUGCUGUCAAAAUGGAUAUUGAUGGCAUUGUGAAGCCUGUUACUUUGUGUCACUUCCUGAGAAAUAAGAGGUGAUGACAUAGAUAUACAACAGAAAACACUUUGAGUUGAAAGUACAUACAAGCUGACUGCUUCCCUAUGGCAACUGUGGCUAUUGUGAGCCUCCCUGUGUGCUUCCAGGAGGCUUUGCUCGUCCUCAUGCACCUGACACUGCCCCUUCCCCUGUCUUCCCUCCAUCCCUGAUCAUCUUUGCGAAGCCACAGAUAUAAGAUCAGCUUACUAUUUUAUCAGUGACCUUAGCGAUGGUGAAGGAUGCCAGGUGAACAGCUCUGCGCCCCACCGUCUCUUGUCACGGAGAAGGCCUGGCUAUGGCAGACCUUGGCAAAGUUUCUUGCAAGAUCUGGCCAGCGAGUCUCAGUUUCACCUUGCAGGGUGAAUGGCAGAGGAUAUCCACACCCUGCAGGUUAACAGCUUGGUCUCCUCAGGGAUUGUCAGUUCCUACUCACCUCCCUGCUACCACCUCCUCCUUUUCUUCUCACCCCCCACUCCUCUAUUUCCCUUUUUGGACAUUUUAAUAAUAUAUCACACCAUUCUCAGGAACAAACAUGGUUAAUGAAAGGUGGCAAAGGGAUGUGUGACAUUCUUAGAUUUUCACACAUGGACAGUCAGGAGUGAAAUGUGCAACCUUGGAAGAGCCGAAUCAGUGUAUGGGUGAACUGAAAUACAUUUCCAACUCUGCCACUCAGAAGCAGACAUUUUUGCAGCCUGGAACAUUGCUACCCAUGAAACAAGCCACUUCAUAAAUAUUUUAUGUUUUUCCUGAGCAUCCCUUUAAGGUAGGGAUCAGAUAGUGCCAGAUCAAUUUUCCCAAAAGGAAAGAGGAAGUGUCCAGAGUUUAGACUGAAGGCUCAGAGUCAAAACUACGGGAAGGUCACACUGUUCACUGGAACACGGUUGCUCCUCAGUUUGUAGAGUUUAUGAUGGAAAAGGCAUCAAUCUAUCAAAAGAGUAUUCAUCCCAAUAAUGACUUUGGAAUUCUCUCUCCAGGGUCUCAGUUAAUAAACUGAAGAAAGACCUAA